AUGGCAGGCCGGCGCAACCUCCUAUCUCUUGCAUGCAGGGCUACGAAACCCUCUCAACGAGCGCAAACCGGGACCUCUUUCCUUGAAUCUGUUCUCCCUGCUUCGAGACGAGCCAAAAGCACGAAUUCAACCUCAGCUCUAGCGUAUAAGGCUCUCCACAGAAGGUCACCCCUUCCAUUGCCGGUGUCAGACACUUCUCCCCAAUAUGGCGCCGCCGCAGCUGUGUCCUCCAUCCUCUACGAAACCCCGGUCGCAUCUCAAGCGCCGCCCAAGAAACACAUCCUGAACUGCCUCGUUCAGAACGAGCCCGGUGUCUUGUCCCGCGUCUCCGGCAUCUUAGCGGCCAGAGGAUUCAACAUUGACUCUCUGGUUGUGUGCAACACCGAGGUAGAGGACCUGAGUCGGAUGACCAUCGUGUUGCAAGGACAAGACGGUGUUGUCGAACAAGCUCGCAGGCAGCUAGAGGAUUUGGUACCUGUGUGGGCUGUGCUGGACUAUACAUCUGCCGCCCUGGUGCAGCGCGAGUUACUGCUGGCUAAAAUCUCUAUUCUGGGCCCCGAGGUGUACGAAGAACUGAUGGAGCACCAUCGCGAGAUGACCAGCCCCGAUUCCGACCAAGGCCCAGUGGAUGUGGAAAACGCCGAGGAGAACGCAGACAAGAGGUUGCAGGAGUUGGAAUCAAAUAAGCCUGAAGAGCCAUCUUUGGUGCAACGAGCGAAAGAGAUGCUCGGUCAAGGCGCUAGCUACCAUCCCAGCCGUCUUGCUGCCAGUCAAGCUUUGCGACACAAGCAUGAACAUCUCGAAGCCAUCACCCAUUUGACUCACCAAUUUGGUGGGAAGGUCCUGGAUAUUAGCACCAACAAUUGCAUUGUGGAAAUGUCAGUGUCUGCCGUUGAUUUAUUUAGUGUUUCAAAGCGCUAA
Fonsecaea nubica is the source of this 921-nucleotide messenger RNA. Its product is annotated as acetolactate synthase, small subunit. The transcript has a single exon. Gene Ontology annotation, molecular function: acetolactate synthase regulator activity. The coding region runs from base 1 to 921 and encodes 306 amino acids. The record is from RefSeq and is a predicted model, not a curated record. Gene Ontology annotation, cellular component: acetolactate synthase complex; mitochondrial nucleoid. Gene Ontology annotation, biological process: branched-chain amino acid biosynthetic process. Lineage: Eukaryota; Fungi; Ascomycota; Eurotiomycetes; Chaetothyriales; Herpotrichiellaceae.